Cannabis sativa is the source of this 438-nucleotide messenger RNA. RefSeq lists its product as uncharacterized. The transcript has 3 exons. Bases 1 to 438 code for a protein of 145 amino acids. Lineage: Eukaryota; Viridiplantae; Streptophyta; Magnoliopsida; Rosales; Cannabaceae. The record is from RefSeq and is a predicted model, not a curated record.
AUGUACACAAUCGUCAAACAAGGAUCUAAACAGGCUGCUCAUCACAUUAAAGUGGCUCUUGAAGAUUUCAGCAAAACAACAGGGCUGGUUGCUAAUCUAGCUAAAUCCCAAGUGUUCUUUGGGGGAGUCCAAGAUGCUGAAAAGCAGGCUAUCCUGGAUGACAUUCAACUUGAGGAGGGUACCUUCCCCCUUAAGUACUUGGGGGUCCCUAUGAGACCAACCAAGUGGAAAAAAGAAGACUUUUUGUUAGGCCUUCGUAACUACUGGAUGAAUAUCUUCAUUCUUCCUCAAAGCAUUGUUAAAGAAGUGAAGAAGCUUUGUAGGGGAUUUCUUUGGGGAGUUAAGGGUAAUAGGAGCAAAUUACACAUUGCUUCUUGGGAAAAAAUUUGCUACCCUAAGUCUCAUGGAGGGCUUGGAUUUAGAGAUAGUGCAAAUUAG